Molecule: messenger RNA, 2883 nt
Organism: Dama dama (fallow deer)
Lineage: Eukaryota; Metazoa; Chordata; Mammalia; Artiodactyla; Cervidae
Gene: SMAD7
Product: SMAD family member 7
Exons: 4
Coding region: 142-1425 (427 amino acids)
Biological process (GO): anatomical structure morphogenesis; BMP signaling pathway; transforming growth factor beta receptor signaling pathway
Cellular component (GO): heteromeric SMAD protein complex
Molecular function (GO): I-SMAD binding; transcription regulator inhibitor activity
Source: RefSeq, a predicted model, not a curated record
CGCUCUUGCCAGGGCCCCUGCUGCUGCUGCUGUCGCCUGCGCCUGCUGCCCCAACUCGGCGCCCGACUUCUUCAUGGUGUGCGGAGGUCAUGUUCGCUCCUUAGCCGGCCAACGACUUUUCUCCUCGCCUCCUCGCCCCGCAUGUUCAGGACCAAACGAUCUGCGCUCGUCCGGCGUCUCUGGAGGAGCCGUGCGCCCGGCGGCGAGGACGAGGAGGAGGGCGCGGGGGGAGGCGGAGGAGGCGGCGAGCUGCGGGGAGAAGGGGCGACGGACGGCCGGGCGCAUGGGGCCGGCGGCGGCGGCGGCGCAGGCAGGGCUGUCUGCUGCCUGGGCAAGGCGGUGCGAGGUGCCAAAGGUCAGCACCAUCCCCACCCCCCAGCCGCGGGCGCCGGCGCGGCCGGGGGAGGCGAGGCGGAUCUGAAAGCGCUCACGCACUCGGUGCUCAAGAAACUGAAGGAACGGCAGCUGGAGCUACUGCUCCAGGCCGUGGAGUCCCGCGGCGGUACGCGCACCGCCUGCCUCCUGUUGCCCGGCCGCCUGGACUGCAGGCUGGGCCUGGGGGCUCCCGGCGGCCCGCAGCCCGCGCAGCCGCCCGCCGCCUACUCGCUCCCCCUCCUACUGUGCAAAGUGUUCAGGUGGCCGGAUCUCAGGCAUUCCUCGGAAGUCAAGAGGCUGUGUUGCUGUGAAUCUUACGGGAAGAUCAACCCCGAGCUGGUGUGCUGCAACCCCCAUCACCUUAGCCGACUCUGCGAACUGGAGUCUCCCCCUCCUCCUUACUCCAGAUACCCGAUGGAUUUUCUCAAACCAACUGCAGACUGUCCAGAUGCUGUGCCUUCCUCCGCUGAAACAGGGGGAACGAAUUAUCUGGCCCCUGGGGGGCUUUCAGAUUCCCAACUUCUUCUGGAGCCUGGGGAUCGGUCACACUGGUGCGUGGUGGCAUACUGGGAGGAGAAGACGAGAGUGGGGAGGCUCUACUGUGUCCAGGAGCCCUCCCUGGACAUCUUCUAUGAUCUACCUCAGGGGAAUGGCUUUUGCCUCGGACAGCUCAAUUCGGACAACAAGAGUCAGCUGGUGCAGAAAGUACGGAGCAAAAUCGGCUGUGGCAUCCAGCUCACGCGGGAAGUGGACGGCGUGUGGGUGUACAACCGCAGCAGUUACCCCAUCUUCAUCAAGUCGGCCACACUGGACAAUCCGGACUCCAGGACGCUGUUGGUACACAAAGUGUUCCCCGGUUUCUCCAUCAAGGCUUUUGACUACGAGAAGGCGUACAGCCUGCAGCGGCCCAACGACCAUGAGUUCAUGCAGCAGCCGUGGACUGGCUUCACCGUGCAGAUCAGCUUCGUGAAGGGCUGGGGCCAGUGCUAUACUCGCCAGUUCAUUAGCAGCUGCCCGUGCUGGCUGGAGGUCAUCUUCAACAGCCGGUAGCCACGUGGGGAGAGGACAGAGCGGGAGCCGAGCGGGCCCAGUCCAAACUACUUUGCUGCUAAUAUUUCCCUCCUGAGUGCUUGCUUUUCAUGCAAACUCUUUGGUCAUUAUUUCCCACCCCCCCACUGCCCACCCUCCUUCUCGUCGUCCUUGUUUAUGUUCUGUUUUGUUCUUUGAGAAAUAGCUUAUGAAAAGAAUUGUUGGGGUUUGGAGGUGGGGGAGAGUGGUAUGGUUGGCAGAACACUUCGAUACAAAAAAGGGGAAGCAAAAAAUCAGUACCACCGAACACCAUGUAAAUGGGGAGCAGGCCCCACCUUUGGGGUCAUCACUGCCCUUGUCGUGUGUGUGUGUGUGUGUGUGUGUGUGCGCGCGCGCGCACACGCGCACGUGAGUGCAUGCGUGUGUGUAUGUAGACAAGGGGAAGUGGUGUGCUGUGUUUCCCGCUGAGAGGUUUGUGUCUCCUUUGCCCUUUGGACACGCUCAGUGGGGCAGCGGGUGCCCCAGCAGAAGGCUUUGUCCCCAGAGUCUGGGGAAGCCCCCACCCCGUCUCGCCCCUUCUCGGACGUUGGCUUGUCCGCAGGCUUCUCCGAAGUCGCCCCGCCAGAGGCCGGACCAGAACCCGUUUCCCCAUGCUGCCCCGCUCCCCUCUGGCCACCCCACUGCCAUCAUCAUAGCUGUCUGUCUUGGCCAUUUGCUCCUGGACGUCUCUGAGAUGGGCUUCCCAAGGGCUGCCGGGGCAGCCCCGUCACAGUAUUGCUCACCCAAGCGCCCUCUCAGGCCCCUCCGCCUCUCCCCUGCCCUGGUUACAUCAGGUUUUUCCUGGACUCACAAAGCCAGCUCAGCACUUUCCUCCCCUCCGAAGCCUGUGUGUUGAGCUCUGCUGUUAGACCAGCGAGGGGAGCAGCCCCCCACCCCCCACCCCUUCCCACCAAGAAGGAUUCGGUCCAUCUUAACCCAAGGUACCAUCCUGAGCUGACACCUAACCCUUUUCAUUUCUUCUACAACUCAUACACUCGUAUGAUACGUUGACACUGCUCUUAGCUCAAUGAGCAUGUUUAGACUUUAACAUAAGCUAUUUUUCUAACUACAAAGGUUUAAAUGAACAAGAGAAGCAUUCUCAUUGGAAAUUUAGCAUUGUAGUGCUUUGAGAGAGAAAGGACUCCUGAAAAAAAACAAAACCUGAGAUUUAUUAAAGAAAAAAUGUAUUUUAUGUUAUAUAUAAAUAUAUUAUUACUUGUAAAUAUAAAGACGUUUUAUAAGCAUCAUUAUUUAUGUAUUGUGCAAUGUGUAUAAACAAAAUAAAGAAAAGAUGCACUUUGCUUUAAUAUAAAUGCAAAUAACAAAUGCCAAAUUAAAAAAGAUAAACACAAGAUUGGUGUUUUUUUCUAUGGGUGUUAUCACCUGGCUGAAUGUUUUUCUAAAGGAGUUUAUGUUCCAUUAAACAAUUUUUAAAAUGUA